AUGUCCCAAGAUAACUCUGAUAUUAACAUAAAUGAUGAAAAAAAUGAAUAUAACGAUGAAGAUAUAAAAGAAUAUUAUAAUGAAUUUAAGAAAAGGGAACAUGUUUAUCUAGCGUGCAUAUCUUCUCUUGAAAAAGAAGUGUGUCGGAUUCACACCUAUCUUAAUGAAUGGAGAAGCAUGCAUAGUUAUGAAGAUGAAGAAAAGAAAUCGAGCACAGGAAAAAGUACAGUGAACAUAAAUUCCUUGCGAAAUAUAUUAAUUGAUCCUUGUAUAAAUUUAGAGAUAAAGGAACUAAGACAUAAAAUUUAUGAAAUUACGAAAAAAUGUAAUAUAGCUGAAGAAAAACUUCAAGGAUGUAAUUUUGAUGCUCAGUCAAUAGCUGGACAAAGAUUAAUAAAUAAAUGUAAAAAAUUACAAGAAGAAAAUUAUGAAUUAGGAAAAACAAUAGAAGAGAAUAAUUUACAAUCCUUAAGUAUACAGAUUACCAAAUUAAAACAACAUAUAGUUUUUUAUAAGAACGAAUUAAGAGUUUUAAAAGAAUUAAAUGCAGAUAUUGAUGAAGAUAAUGAAUUACUAAGUCAACAACUUUCUGAAAUUACAAAAAAAUAUACACUAUUAAGUGAGGAGAAAAUGGAAUUACAAAAAAAUAAUGACGAAUUAAAUAAUUAUAUAAAAACUCUUAAGUUAAAAUAUAAUGAAUCAUAUAAUGAUAUACAAAAAGAUUAUCAUAAAAAUAGUUAUAGUAAUAUAAAUAUUAGUAAGAAAAAAAGAAAUCAUAAUAUUUUUUCUUAUCAAAAUGACAAUCAAGAAAAUAAUCUACAUUAUGAAAAUGUUAUUAAAGGUGUAGACAAUUUAAAUAAUGAAUAUAAUUUUAAAUAUUAUGAUUAUGAUAAUAAUUCAAAACAUGAAUAUAGUAAUAAAUAUGGUCCACAUUCAAAAUAUAAUAAACAUCAUAGUAAUAAAUAUGAUAAAUAUGAUCAACAUAAUAAUAUGUAUGAUUAUAAUAAUAAUAAUAAUAAUAGUAAUGCCUAUGAACAUAACAACAAGUAUGAUCAAUAUAAUAAUACCUAUGAUUAUAAUAAUAAAUAUGAACCACAAAGAUAUGAAGAAUAUAGACAUAACAAAGAUGAAAGAUAUAACAAUGAACAAGAUCCAAAAACAGAACCACAAUCAAACAUUAAUUAUGAUAAAGAUAAUAACAGCGGUCGAAAAAGAAAUUCAAUCGACAGUAGCAGGGAUAGGAAAUAUCGAAAGGUAGACAAACAAGCUUAUAAAGACAAAAAGUAUGAAAAAUAUAAAUUGAAAGAUAAAGAAAAACAUAGAAAAGAAAAAACAAGAGAUAAGGAUAGAGAAAGGGAUAAAGAAAGGGACAAAGAUAGGGAUAAAGAUAGAGACAAAGAUAGGGAUAAAGAUAGGGACAAAGAUAGGGACAAAGAUAGAGAUAAAGAAAGAAAUAAGGAUAAAGAAAGGAACAAAGAGAAAGAUAGACACAAAGAUAGAAAUAAAGAUAAAAAUAAAAACAAAUAUAAAACAAAAUCAAAAAUGAAAAGUAAAAGAGGUGGAAAUUAUGACGAUGAAGAAGAUUAUGAUAGUAGUACUUAUUCUGAUAGAAAAAAAAAAGUUAAAAAUUAUGAUGAUGAAGAAUAUGAAGAUUUCUCAAGAGGUGGAAAUAAAUAUGAUAAUACGGUUACAUCCAAAAAUGAUGACAUGAAAGAUGCAACAAGUGAACAUGAUAGGUAUGUGUAUAUGCAUUAA
Plasmodium falciparum 3D7 is the source of this 1755-nucleotide messenger RNA. RefSeq names its product WTAP/Mum2p family protein WTAP (gene WTAP). Gene Ontology annotation, cellular component: nucleus. Lineage: Eukaryota; Apicomplexa; Aconoidasida; Haemosporida; Plasmodiidae. The record is from RefSeq and is a predicted model, not a curated record. Gene Ontology annotation, biological process: mRNA modification; regulation of alternative mRNA splicing, via spliceosome.